GUGCCUCUCCCCGAGCGCUCUCGGCGGCGAUGGCGAAGUGGCGACCGGUGUGGCCCGCGGGGAACACCCCCAAGCUGCUGUGCAGGCUCUGCUCGCCAGCGGUUUGCCCAGAGUGCGAGAUGGGCUCGCCGUGCCGGGACCACGUGCACCUUGGGAGGCCGGUCCGCCUCUGCGGCGACGGCGUGCAGGCGCCUCCAGGCAUGAAGGUCCUCCUCCCGGAGAACAUGGCGAGCGCUGGCUUCGCCCGGCUUGAGGCGACUAACUACCCCCCGGGCGCGCUGGGGGCCGGCGGCGUGGGGCCGGUCAGCAUUGGACACCUCGUUGCGUUCUCCAGAGACCUCGAGGCCCAGACGCAGCAAGAGGACGCCGUGGGCGUGCUCUGCUCGAAGGGAGCCUGCGCCAACGUCCUGCUGCUGCUGGGCGCCCACUUGGUGCUCGCGCGGGGGUUUUCCGCAGACGAGGCCUGCGCACGGCUGCCGAAGACCCCCCUCAAGCAGCAGCGGUUUCCGGCGCCGUGGGCGCGGGAGGCGCAGUGGCACGCGCACUCGCUCACGGUCAAGGAUUGCCUCGUCGGGCUGCAGGUGGCCGUGGCGAAGGGCUGGCUUGAUUACGACGGCUUCGACCACGAGGAGUGGCUCAGGCUUCUGAGAACAUACGACGCAAGUUUUGCUUUCCAUGUUCCUCUCAAGGCCCGCACAGGCGAGACCAGGCGGCUCACCUUCUAUGCCAUGGCCGACCCCGUCACGACGGUGGCGGACCCAGAAGUGAGGCCUGCGCCCCCGGAGGACGGCUUCGUGUCGGACUACGUCAACCUGCCCAGGGGAACCCGGAAGGGCACAAAGAAGAGGUCGCCCGGCGAUUUUGCCAGCGCCCCGGCUGGGACGAGGGAACGACUGCCAGAGUCAGAGGAAGCAACAAUUCGGUCGGAGCGGCAGGGCCCUGUCGAGAGGGAGCUGAACCCGGCCACACCGCCGGGGCCGACCAAGUGCGACAGGAUGACGACUGAGCCGGAUGCCGUGGCCAUCCCGAUGCGGGAGUACCACUUUGACAGAGUGGCCAGCUCGCGGGAUCCGAACCCCGCCGAGGACACACCGAAGCGGUGGAGUGUUAAUGAAAUCUACCCGAGUCCUCGCGACUGCGAGUACGACGGCCACGACGAGGAUGGGACCGCAAUCAGGUUCCACGCGACCUCCCCGACGCCCACGACGCCUUCCAGCGUCGACAGGGUCACGUGGUUGGAGAUGGUGCGCGUCAGGCGCUGGGGCCAUGAGCAGCACAGCAGGCAGAGCUCGGUGCCCGUGAAGUUGGUGAAGGAGCGCGGCCUGUCGACGCUCCCGGAGUUCGGCACAUGGCUGCGUUCGGUGGGCUGCAGGAGGUUGGUGCGGCUGAACCGCCCAAACGAGCACGGCUUGCCUUCGACUGGCUCGUACAGGGACUACUUCUCCCGGUGUUGGCAGGUGCAGCAGGAGACCAUGCACUUCGACGACGGCUCCGUGCCGCCCGUCCAUGUGCUCGCGAGCGCGGGCCACGACGGCCCCGACCAGGCGGGCGGCCGCAGCGCGGUCGUGGUCCACUGCGCGGCGGGCCUCGGCCGCACGGGGACGCUGCUGGGCGUGCUGGCCAUGGACAUGGCGGACAUCCCCGGUGGUGCGUGGAUGGGCUGGGUCAGGAUGUGCCGCCCAGGCUCCAUUCAGACGCUGGCCCAGGAGGCGUUCCUGAAAACCUACAGGCCGCAGAAGGCGGCCGUGGGGAGGACCCCGUGCAGAGCUGGCCUGUUGCGCCGCCUGCUCCGCAUCGUCCGCUGUUCGCGCGCCGCGGGGGACGCCUGA
Messenger RNA from Prorocentrum cordatum, 1829 nucleotides. The record is from the annotation of a GenBank genome assembly. Lineage: Eukaryota; Dinophyceae; Prorocentrales; Prorocentraceae.